AUGGAUGCCGGUGUGACUGAAAGUGGACUAAAUGUGACUCUCACCAUUCGGCUGCUGAUGCACGGAAAGGAAGUGGGCAGCAUCAUCGGGAAGAAAGGGGAGUCGGUUAAGAGGAUCCGCGAGGAGAGUGGCGCGCGGAUCAACAUCUCGGAGGGGAAUUGCCCGGAGAGAAUCAUCACUCUGACCGGGCCCACCAAUGCCAUCUUUAAGGCCUUCGCUAUGAUCAUCGAUAAGCUGGAGGAAGAUAUCAACAGCUCCAUGACCAACAGCACGGCGGCCAGCAGGCCCCCGGUCACCCUGCGGCUCGUGGUGCCGGCCACCCAGUGCGGCUCCCUGAUCGGGAAAGGCGGCUGCAAGAUCAAAGAGAUCCGCGAGAGCACCGGGGCCCAAGUCCAGGUGGCGGGCGAUAUGCUGCCCAACUCCACCGAGCGGGCCAUCACCAUUGCUGGCGUGCCGCAGUCUGUCACCGAGUGUGUCAAGCAGAUCUGCCUGGUCAUGCUGGAGACGCUCUCCCAGUCUCCGCAAGGAAGAGUCAUGACCAUUCCGUACCAGCCCAUGCCGGCCAGCUCUCCGGUCAUCUGCGCGGGCGGCCAAGAUCGGUGCAGCGACGCUGCGGGCUACCCCCACGCCACCCACGACCUGGAGGGACCACCGCUAGACGCCUACUCGAUUCAAGGACAACACACCAUUUCUCCGCUCGAUCUGGCCAAGCUGAACCAGGUGGCAAGACAACAGUCCCACUUUGCCAUGAUGCACGGCGGGACCGGAUUCGCCGGAAUUGACUCCAGCUCUCCGGAGGUGAAAGGCUAUUGGGCAAGUUUGGAUGCAUCUACUCAAACCACCCAUGAACUCACCAUUCCAAAUAACUUAAUUGGCUGCAUCAUCGGGCGCCAGGGCGCCAACAUCAAUGAGAUCCGCCAGAUGUCCGGGGCCCAGAUCAAAAUUGCCAACCCGGUGGAAGGCUCUUCUGGUAGGCAGGUUACUAUCACUGGUUCUGCUGCCAGUAUUAGUCUGGCCCAAUAUCUAAUCAAUGCCAGGCUUUCCUCUGAGAAGGGCAUGGGGUGCAGCUAG
Messenger RNA from Pipistrellus nathusii (Nathusius's pipistrelle), 1071 nucleotides. The record is from the annotation of a GenBank genome assembly. Lineage: Eukaryota; Metazoa; Chordata; Mammalia; Chiroptera; Vespertilionidae.